UAUGCUGAGUUAGAGAUGUGUUCAACGCCUGCCUGAGUGAGUUGCAGGUCCUCAACUCGGGUGGUUACCUGCAGAGUCACCAGGAAUUGGAAAGGUCCCGCCCCCCACCCAGGAGCCCACAGGCAACUGUGGGUGGGUAGACAAGGGCCUCAUACGUUAUCGCUUCUGGUCAGGCAGUCUCUUGGUCCGUACGGUCGUAGCGGCUCGUGUGUAUACCAGUAUUGGGAGGUCCUGCACGUUAAAUAACUAAAAGGCUGCUUUCUGGCACACUUGAAUAAUCGGGAAUCUCUUCUAACUUUAUAUUCCAGGAAACGCUUCCCAUGAUGACUUCAGAUUACGCCUUUCCGUAACGUUGAGUAAGGAGUUGACGAGAGUCUUACUCUCGCGAUUAUAAACAAUCAAAACAAAAGAUAGGAACAAUUAAUUUCCGAAAUUAUUAUUUUGAUCUUGAACAUCGAUGUGACGAGUUUGCAGACGAAUAUUAUUAAAUUUAUAAACUUGAGUCAAAAAGGGACGAAAUUGAGUUUAUCCGUGAAGAAAUUUUUGUCAUUGUAAGAGAAGACAACUUUCAAUUUUAUGAAGCUGGUGUGAAUAUGUCGCAAUAUUCAAAAUUAGAAAUGAUGAAGACUGUAGUAAACAUUACAACUUCUUUGUCAUACUUAUUCUCAUAUUAUGUUUUUCUUUCAAAACAUAAUUCUAAAUAAAUAAAUUACCGCUUAAUACCAAUAAUAACUUCGACAUGCAGUUUUCACAACUUUAUGAGCUUAUUUUAAGAUUGAUGAUAAUCAUUAUAGCAUCUGAUUCAGCUGUGGGGAUUGAUCAUACUCUUGAGUUUCAGGAUAAUGUACCGAUGAAAUCUGUAUGGGCAGAUAAAGGUGAUAAUGUUGAAUUACCAUGUGAUAUUUCUCCUCCUACACCAGGAGACACAAUUAGUAUGGUACUAUGGUUUAAGGAUAAUGACGGAAUCCCAAUAUACAGUAUUGAUGCUAGAAAAGGGAACUUGAGAAGUGCUGUCCACUGGGCCGUAAGCAAUGAUCUUGGAAAGAAAACAUACUUUCAAAUGACUGAUGGUCAUCGAGGCAAAUUGAAAUUGAACAACGUUGAAUUCAUAGAUCAAGGAAUAUUUAGAUGCAGAGUGGAUUUCGUUAAUUCUCCUACUAGAAACUUUAGAGUGAAUCUAACGUUAAUUGAAAAUCCUUCAAAUCCAGUAAUCUAUGAUGAAAGAGGUAUUGAAGUAAGAGGAAUUAGUGGUCCAUUUCUGGAAGGAUAUAAUCUUCUUUUGAUUUGUAAAGUAUUUGGAGGGCGACCAAAACCUUCAGUGACAUGGUGGCAAGAUGCCAAUAAAUUAUUUAUUGAUCAAGUAACAAAAUCGUUAUGGGGAACUAAGUUAGAAUGCAGAGCUCAAUCUGGAGAAAUUGGAAAGCCUGUUAUAAAAGAAGUACCGCUAGAUGUAUAUUUGAAGCCAGCAGUAGUAAAGAUUUUCUUCAGUGAAGAUCCCGUUUUAGAGGGACGUGAGAUUACUGCUCGGUGUCAAACAUGGGGAAGUUCACCGGCUGCAAGGAUUAUUUGGAAAUUAGGAGGAUUGGAAAUUGGAGGUGUAAAUAUUAUAACUACUCAAAUGAGUAACUCCACAAUUAGCAAAAUUGAUAUAGUUCUCAGCAAAGAUGAUGACGAAAAAGAUAUAACUUGCAGAGCUGAAAAUCCUAGAUUUCCUGGUGGUAUUCUUGAGGAAACCAGAACAGUUCACGUUCUUCAGGAGAUAUUGCUUGGUCCACGUGGACUGGACUAUGAGGAGGAGGUUGAUUGUUGGGUGACAGCUCGCCAUUUGCUCACACGAGAACGUUUCCCCUAUCAGGAUUCAUUGUUUUCCGAGAGCGAUUUGGAGGAAAUUCGCCGCUCCAUCGGCCAGGCUGUACCUAUCCGCCUGUCACCGGAGGAGGAAAUCUUCUUACCCAGGGUUGAGAGUCCAGAACCAGCCCCUCGUGAAGAUUGGGCCUUAAGGCCUCAAUCAACCCCAAAUAAUUUGCCAGAAGCUGGCCCUUCACUUCACGGGCCCCAGCCGGCUUUGAAGAAAUCCCUGGCCCAAAAUCCAACUUACCCCAGGAUUAAUAAACCCAAAUACUGGGGAGUGGAUAAGGCUCGUCGGGGCAUUUGUGGUAAAUGCCACCAGCCAGGUCAUGGUUACCUCUCAUGUCCACGUCUCUCGGAACAGAAACCAACGACAAAUUACCCGAACCAUUCGGCUAAUUAAAAUU
This is a messenger RNA of Leptopilina heterotoma, 2255 nucleotides long. RefSeq lists its product as uncharacterized. Lineage: Eukaryota; Metazoa; Arthropoda; Insecta; Hymenoptera; Figitidae. The record is from RefSeq and is a predicted model, not a curated record. The coding region runs from base 740 to 2251 and encodes 503 amino acids. The transcript has 9 exons.